AUGAAUGAUCUGAGCUUUGUGGAAAAUUAUCGACCAAAAAAGAAAGAGAUCAAACAUCUCAGAAUUCUGCUUCUUGGACCAACUGGUGCCGGCAAGUCCAGUUUCAUCAACUCUGUCAGCAGCUGUUUACGAGGCAAAAUUAACAGUAACAGAGCUUUCACAGAUGCCACCUCCGGGAACAGCUUCACCACAAAAUUCAAAACUCACAAAAUCAAGAAUGAAAACUCAGCCAGCUUUUAUCCCUUUGUUUUCAAUGACACCAUGGGUCUUGAGCCAGAAAAUGAUCAUGGAGUCCACGUGGAAGACAUCAAACUGGUGAUGAAAGGACACGUGAGAGAAAAUUACACGUUUAAUCAUAAAUCCCCAUUGUCUGAGGGUAAUAAACGUUACAACCCAAACCCCACCCUAGACGACAAAGUUCAUGUUCUGGUUUUUGUCGUUGACGCUGGGAAAGUAUCUUUAAUGCAAGAAGACGUUGUGAAGAAAAUGAAGGACAUACGACAGGCAGCCUGUGACUUGGAGAUUCCUCAAGUGGCAAUUCUAACAAAAAUUGAUGAAGCCUGUCCUAAGACUAAAGAAAACAUACAAGAUGUCUAUGAAAGCAAGCAUCUGAAGGAAAAGGUUGACAUGUUCAGCCAGCAGGUGGGCCUCCCACAGAGCUGCAUCUUCCUUGUGAAGAACUACAGUUCAGAAACCUACACAAAUGACUACAUUGACACAAUGAUGCUGAACACACUGGGACACAUAAUAAACUAUGGAGAAGACUUUCUCAAUAACCUGCAGCAAAACUGA
Molecule: messenger RNA, 792 nt
Organism: Scomber scombrus (Atlantic mackerel)
Lineage: Eukaryota; Metazoa; Chordata; Actinopteri; Scombriformes; Scombridae
Product: interferon-induced protein 44-like
Exons: 5
Coding region: 1-792 (263 amino acids)
Molecular function (GO): GTP binding
Source: RefSeq, a predicted model, not a curated record